This is a messenger RNA of Etheostoma cragini (Arkansas darter), 2753 nucleotides long. RefSeq names its product C1q and TNF related 6a (gene c1qtnf6a). Gene Ontology annotation, molecular function: protein binding. Lineage: Eukaryota; Metazoa; Chordata; Actinopteri; Perciformes; Percidae. The transcript has 3 exons. Bases 389 to 1138 code for a protein of 249 amino acids. The record is from RefSeq and is a predicted model, not a curated record.
AGCUGCAGCAGAUAGGAGCAAGGGAUGAGGAAUGGAGGAAUUCAGCACAGAGGAAAUGCAGACCCAGGGGGAUUCAGCGAGUUUGUAAUCAGAGCCUGGAGGGUGGUCUGCCAGAGUUUUGCUCAAAUGUACACGGAUGGUGGAGUUAUCCAGUCGAGGUAACAGAACAUGCUUUACUACCUGGUAGCAUCGGGUUUGUAGCCUUCAGGAAAGAUUCCAAUCUUUAGAUCAGUGUCACCAGAUGUUACUGACACUUGUUGCCUGAGUCUGCGCUGGGAGGACACACACAUAGGACACAGCUCAGAGGAGGGCUGCUGACUCCUCCGUCCUCUGUCUGUCUCAUCGGACUGAAGCGGCUGCAGAGACGUGGACGAGAGUAGGCACAGGUAUGUUGGGUGUCCUCAUCCUUGUGUCCCUCCCCUCGCUGGGGGCCCUGGUACCUCCUCCGGGUGCUCCUCUGGUCCCCUGCAGGCACUGCUGUGAUCCCCUGGAGCCAGAAGAGGGCAGCGGAGCCCAGCCUCCCUCAGGAGGGUUCAGCCAUGUGCCAGAGGUCCGCACCUACAUCAACAUGACAAUCCUCAAAGGUGACAAAGGAGACCGUGGCGACAGAGGAACACCAGGUAAAGCUGGACAAGAAGGCCCCCCGGGCUCCAAAGGUCCCAUGGGCUCAAAAGGCACUAAGGGCCAGGCAGGUCUCCCAGGAGACCCCUGCAAAGUCCACUACUCCGCUUUCUCCGUCGGCCGCCGCAAAUCCCUCCACAGCCUGGAGUCCUACCAGGCGCUUGUGUUUGACACAGUGUUCGUCAACCUUGACGACCACUUUAACAUGUUCAAUGGGAAGUUCCUCUGCCGAGUCCCCGGGAUCUACUACUUCAAUGUCAACAUCCACACGUGGAACUUCAAAGAGACUUAUCUACACAUCAUGCACAACGACACAGAGCAAGCCAUUGUGUACGCCCAGCCCAGCGACCGCUCCAUCAUGCAGAGUCAAAGCGUGAUGCUGCAGCUGGAGCUGAAAGACGAGGUGUGGGUCCGCCUGUACAAGAGGGAGAGGGAGAACGCAGUUUACAGUGAUGAUGUAGAUGUCUAUAUCACUUUCAAUGGAUACCUCAUCAAAGGCAGCGUAGAGGGAAACUGAAUAAGAGAGGCAAGGCAAGGCCGAGGGUGAGCUCAGUUGGAUGAAAAGCAAACAAAUGCAACUGACAUGGCAGCAGAAUGCAGUUCACUCUAAAAAGUGCUCUUCUUUCUUUUAUAUUUAGAUUGAAUAAGGAGGUUUCAACAUGGUGCUGGAAUUGAACCUAGUUACCUAAAGAAUGAGCAAUACCUCUUUGAGAAAAUGUGAAGAAAUAGAACAUUGUCAGAAUUUUGAUUGCAGAUUCAUUCUCUUUAUAUUGCAUACAUAUCACAACAACAUGCAUGGUUUCAUUAAAAGGAAUAGUCCCAAAACAUUUUGGGAAAUGUGCUAAUUUGUUUUCUUAUUCUGACCUAGUGGUAUUGAUCUUCUCAUCUAACUUGCCAAUAAGUGUAUUUCUUAAAAUGUCAAACAUGAGCUGCUAAUGUUCUCUAGUCAAUCCCAAAUGUGUAAAACUGGAUGGAUUAAAUAUAAUAAUAGGAUUUUUAGAGAUUCAAAAAGACAUAAUCUGUUUACUUUCAGUGACUGAAGAUGCAAAUUGAAAGACGUCUGAUAUUGAGUAUUCUCUCUCUGUAAGGAAGAAACUAACUAGUAGCUUGUGUAGGCUAAUAGAACAUGGUAAGAAAACACUUGGCUUCAUUUGCAGUGUGGACUGUUAUGGAGUUUUGUAUGUGGUGCUAGUACAUGGUGCUAACUGAACUUUAGGUGUGUGCGGAUUUGAGUUUGGGAAGCUGCAGGAAACCCAAUUUUCUCGCCCAAUAACAUUUACCGUAUUGGAGUAACUUUGAUAUUUUGAUGACUUAGUUAUGUUUUACUUUUAAAGUGUACUUGAGAGUAUGUCAGAAGGUUCUUAUUACCCUCUUUCCCCUCCUUACUUUUUUAUUAGUGUCACGUAUAGCCAAAUAUAAAAUGCAACAUAAAGCAGUCAUAGGUAAUCUGACAAGUAAUUAUAAUAAACAAACUCAUGCCAGCUGUGACACAAUUACCUGCAAUUAAUACAGAUAUUAGCAUUGGUACUAACAUAAAAGCCAUUAUUGAUACAUCUGAGUAAUCAGUAUAAAUACGUGUUUAUGAUUGUACUACCAAGGUUAUCAUUAUUGGUGCUUCAAAAGAACAAUAAAUAGUAUAAAUAUGGCGUUACAAUUUCUAACUGGGACUACAACAUAACAAUUAACAGGUUAAAGGUCAUUCAUGUUUUAAUCCAAACAAGUUCAUAUACCCUCCUAUUUAAAUGUACAAGUGAUUUUUAUUAAUAUGACGGGCUUGAAGUUUAUUGUCACACCGUGACAGUUUGAAGAUGACUGCAGAGUCAACAGCCCAAACUGUCAAAAAAAAAACGUUAAGCCUGUCGUAUAAGAACAAAAAUCACUUGUACUUCAUGUUUCAUUCUAAUCGCUUCUAUUCAAUCUGACAUGUUUACGGUUUGUUUUUAACCAAAAACUAUUCCAAUUUUGCAUUACUCUUAAUUGUAGUAAUUAUAAUACUGUGUUUGUACAUUGUAGAUACUGAUAUUAAAGUUGUGUUUCAGCCACACAUUUAAUGCAGUUCCUCACUGUGACUCAGUAUUUGAAAUGCUCUCACUUUCUGGUCAAAACCUUUAAAAUAAAACAAGCUAAACAGA